Molecule: messenger RNA, 1653 nt
Organism: Seminavis robusta
Lineage: Eukaryota; Bacillariophyta; Bacillariophyceae; Naviculales; Naviculaceae
Source: the annotation of a GenBank genome assembly
GUUGAAUUUCUAUCGUUGCUCCAGUGAGGUUCGCGCCCAUUUCAAACUGGGACGGGAGCGAGCCUUGAGUUUGAGGCAAUCUUCGACACAAUUUAUUUUUCGAGACUUCACGAUGACGGAAGGCAACUGCUGCAUUUGUUUGGAGUCUCUGUUUAGUGAGAGUGAUGCCUUGGGCGUGACUGUCCCCUGUGGCCAUCCCAUCCAUGAGAACUGCUUUCGAGGCUGGGAAGCAUCCAUUUUUGGCAAGGGGUAUGGUCGAUCCUACGUGAAAUGUCCCUCGUGCAAUGCAGGAUCUGCUAGCUUUAUGAAGGUCUUUAUCAGUCUCCCCGCUUCUCUUAACUUGGAUGAAGACGACGACGAUGAUGACGACAGUAGCGUGGACACAAACAUGGAGGGAGAGGAGGAGGGUAGCGGCGAAGCCGACAAGUUAGCGGGAGAUGACAGCAAAAAACCCGAAGAGGAGGAGAAAUCCGACGAUGACGAGAAGGUUGUGGAUCUCACGGCUUCACCACCACCAAAAGAAAUUAUCGAGAGAAGGCAGAGCAGUUCUUCAGGGGGAGGCUCCGAUGAACAAACUACAGCGUUGAAGAGGCGACUCAAAAAGUACAAACUCCAAUACAAGCAGUGUCACUCCAAUUUCCAAGAGUGCACCAAAAAACAAAAAGAGAUUCUGGAUCGCCACCAGACAAUGAAGAAAGAUCUAGAAAAGGCACAGCAGGAUGUGAAAGAAAUAAAGCAAGCUAGUGCAGAUAGAGAGAUGGAACUCUCCCAUAAAUCGUAUGAAGUGACACGGUUGCGGAGAGAGCGGGACGAUGCCAGACGACAACUCGCGAAAGCUCAGGAGGAAUUCCACCAAAUGAGAGAUGCCUUUGAGAAAGAAAAAAGUCAGUAUGCGCAACGGUUGCAUCAGGCUCAACAACAUCGCUCGGUGGAAACCAAAAAGAUCAUGAAUGACAACAAGGAGCUUCGGGUACAAUUAGAAGAGACCAAACGGAAAUUGGAACACAAAGAAAAGUUCUGCGCCAAAAUUCUGGCCAAAUUGCAGGAGCUAGAGCCCAAGUACAAGGAAGACUUGAUGAGAGUUGCCGAGGAAGCGGAAACGGGCCAGGACUCGCGAAAGAAGAGGAAGAAAACCGUGGAAAUGCUGAGACAAAUGAGCAAGAAACAGGAGGCUUUGAAUGCGCAAAAGGUGCAACGCGACGAGACGCUGCAAGCAGAUCGAAGGAUCCAGAAGGUUGCUUCCGGACGAGCUCGGCAGAUGGUCAAUGCUGCUACGUUGCAGGCUAAUAGGAAGCCCAAAGCGAAACAAUCUGCUCUUGACAGCAUAUUGGGGAGCAAGGCUGCUGCACCAGCCUCGUCCUCGGAUCACAAGAACCGAACAUCUGAAUCGGCUACCGAAGCUCCAGCCUUUCAUUUGUCGACGACAGCCAAGAGGAAACACACCAUCAACCGCCGCACUACAGCAUUUGGACUUCCAAAGAAAGGAGGGAAUGGCGAUAUCCGAUCUAUGUUACGUCAUUCCUCUGUGUAGAUUACGUCAUGCUUUUCUUCAUGCGUACAACAUCCCGGUCAGCUAGGAUUCUGUUUGUACAGUAGACUACCAUUGCCGGGUGAUAGAUCUGUUGAAUAAUAGUCUCUUUAUGUUUGUGGAUU